Tachyglossus aculeatus (Australian echidna) is the source of this 1542-nucleotide messenger RNA. Its product is annotated as olfactory receptor 14A16-like. Gene Ontology annotation, molecular function: olfactory receptor activity; G protein-coupled receptor activity; odorant binding. Gene Ontology annotation, biological process: G protein-coupled receptor signaling pathway. Bases 1 to 1542 code for a protein of 513 amino acids. Lineage: Eukaryota; Metazoa; Chordata; Mammalia; Monotremata; Tachyglossidae. The record is from RefSeq and is a predicted model, not a curated record. Gene Ontology annotation, cellular component: membrane. The transcript has 5 exons.
AUGCAGACUUUCAGAAACCAAAACGGAGGGACGCUGAUAACGGGAAACACCACCAAGGUGAGGGAAUUCCUCCUGCUGAGAUUCUCGGAGGUCCGGGAGCUGCAGCUGGUCCAGGCCGCGCUGUUCCUCCUGGUCUACCUGGCGGCCCUGACGGGGAACCUCCUCAUUGUCGCCAUCACUGCGCUCGACCGGCGCCUCCGCACGCCCAUGUACUUCUUCCUCAGGAACCUGUCCGUCCUCGACCUCUGCUUCAUCUCCGUCACCGUCCCCAAAUCCAUCCACAACUCCCUGAUCAAUGGCAGAGCCAUCUCUCUCUGGGGCUGCAUGGCUCAGGUGGUUAUAGUGAUUUCGUUUGCUUUCUCGGAGCUGUCCCUCCUCACGGCAAUGUCCUACGACCGCUACGCGGCCAUCUGCCUCUCCCGGGGCUACGGGGUCAUCAUGGACCCAGGGGCCUGCGGGAAGAUGGCGGCUGCCUCCUGGCUCGGCGGGGGCCUGUUAGGGGUGAUGUACACAGCCGGGACGUUAAAACUGAGCUUCUGUGGCUCUAACCUGGUCCAGCAGUUCUUCUGCGACAUCCCUUCCCUACUGAAGAUCUCCUGUUCCGAAACGCAUGUCGUCAUCGACGUCAGCAUAGCAACGGCAUUCGGCUUGGCUUUCAUCUCCUUCGUCCUCAUCGUCGUCUCGUACGUGCGCAUCUUCCGGGCCGUGCGGAGGAUACCGGCCUCCGAGGGCCGGGCCAAAGCCUUCUCCACCUGUCUACCCCACCUCGUCGUCCCCACCAUCUUCCUCUCGACCGGCGCCGUGGCCUACCUCAAGCCCACGUCUGACUCCCCCUCGACCCUAGACCUGCUGGUGUCCGUUUUCUACACCACGGUGCCCCCCGGACUGAACCCCUUCAUCUACAGCCUGAGGAACCGGGACAUGAAAGCCUCCCUGGAGAGGGUCCUGAGGGGGCUUACGUUCCUCCAGAAUGAAGAUCCCCUCUUUUUAACCUCACUCACCCUUCUUGACCGGCGCCUCCAGACCCCCAUGUACUCCUUCCUCAGGAACCUGUCCGUCAUCAACCUCUGCUACACCUCCGUCACCAUCCCCAAAUCCAUCCUCGAUGCCCUGAUCAACAACAGUUCCAUCUAUUUCAGAAACUGUGUUUCCCAGGUCUUUUUAGUGGAUCUGUUUGUCGCUUUGGAGAUGUCCUUCCUCGCGGUGAUGUCCUCCGACCGCUACGCGGCCAUCUGCCUCCCCCUCCGCUACAGCCUCAUCAUGGACCGACCUAAGGAGCCGGGACAUAAAGGCCGCCUUGAGGAAAAUCUGUGGCUGAAACCCAUCUCUCUCGUUCGGUCUUCCCUCUGCGUCUACUCUGAAAUUGGCUGUCACGGCCCGGAAGAUCCGUGCGUACGAGACUGCGAUGGAGAUGAAAGAGCUGUAAGAAAAGAUGCCGCCAAAGGCGACACUGGUAUCGAUGACGACGGGCGACCCAGAACAAGAGAUCUUCCGGAGGGAGUGGACAUCACAAAGAACUACUGGACUUCGAGGAGUCCAUAG